Messenger RNA from Drosophila miranda, 649 nucleotides. RefSeq lists its product as uncharacterized. NCBI's taxonomy places the organism in Eukaryota, Metazoa, Arthropoda, Insecta, Diptera, Drosophilidae. The record is from RefSeq and is a predicted model, not a curated record. The transcript has 3 exons. The coding region runs from base 87 to 491 and encodes 134 amino acids.
AAAUAUUAAUGUUCCUUAUUCAUUGAGUCGUAAAAACAAAACUAGAGCUACACUUGUAUUCGGAACUAUUUGUUUUAUUUCAAAAAAUGACAGAAAAAACCGCAAGUGCAGACUUGCAGAAGUGUGCCGAGCCAGAGGUUAAGCCAUCACAGCCAGCAGUCCUCGAGAUCAUAGAAGAACUUGACAAACUUCGCGGACAUUUUGAAAGUUUGGGCAUUGAGUAUUACGUGAACAAACACAAAGCGGAGGAAAUUUACAAAACCAUGGUUCGAUUGAAGCGAGUCCGAGAUGAAUUUGAAAACAAGAAAGAGCGCUGCAUGGAGCUGAUUAAGCGCGAUGGAGAAAGCAAAACCAUUCUGGACGUAAUCGAGUACAUUGAUGACUCAUUGCAUUACAUCCGUUGUCUGCAGGAUGAUUACAGCAUGCUAGGGAUCGAAAUAAAGAAACCGAUGCAUCAAAGGACAAAUACCAAAGGGAACACACAUACAUGAAAACAUGUACCAAGAAGAAAACAAGUCUGAAUACACAAGAACCAGAAGAUACAAAUCGAACAGAGUUGGAAACCAAUCGACAAGGAUAAACAGUUUGAACCAAUAUUAUUACAUAAUUACAAUUACAAUUACAAUAAACUAUUCCAACCUACCAUAAA